CGUUGUCGCAGCGCGGAUCAUGGCAACGUCCCAUGUGACGCCUCCUUCGACCCUCGCCAUCCACCUCUCGCUCGCCUCUUGCUGCGGUACCUAGCCGUCAACCCCCCCAAAAUCCCACGCCAUGGACUCGUUAAAGAUUGAACACGAGAAGCUCGAGAAGAGGGGCAACCUCAGCAAAAGCAUCAACGAUGUCCAGAAGACGAUCGAUCUGCUCACAAAGGCCCGCGAGGCCGUGGCUGCCGAUCCCACCUCAGCACAGAUGACGCUGGCCAAGCUCCAAACCCCUAUGAAGCACUCCUUCGAUAAGGUCAACGAAGAUCUCAAAGAAGUCCACCAAGCCCUCGGGAAAUAUGGCAAGGCGCUGGACAAGAAAUUUAAAGACAAGCCUCUCCCGGCCGCCGAGAACGAUGCCCUCUCCGCACACCCGGCCCUGGUCAACCGUGCCAUCGCCAUGCAUCUGCUCCGCGAGGGCCAGUUCGGCGUGGCCGCAAGAUUUAUCGAAGAAGCCAAAGCGCAUCCGCCACAUACCGAAUCGACGACCACCACGCUCGAUCCAUACACCGGCCAGCAACCGGACAACGCAUUCACAAACGGCACAAUGGAUAGCGGGGCCUUGCAGCAGCAGUUUGCUGAGAUGUACCACAUACUUCAUGAGAUGAAACAGCAGCAAAACCUGAGGCCGGCAAUAGAAUGGAGUAGGCAACACAGUGCAUUGCUUGAGGCACGUGGUAGCAACUUGGAGUUUGAGCUCUGCAGGCUGCAAUAUGUUUGCCUUUUCAUGGGACACCAGCUAGAUGGAAGUGUCGCAGCAUCGGAACAAGGACCGUUGCGAGCAUGGGCAUACGCACGGAGCGAGUUUGGUGCCUUCCAGCAGAGAUACACGAAGGAGAUCCAGCAGCUCGUUGGAGCAAUGGCCUUCUACCAGAACAUGGGCGAUUCGCCUUACAGCAGCACCUUCUACAACAAGACGGCGUUUGAAGAAGUGGCAAACUCAUUCACUAGAGAGUUUUGCUCGCUGCUUGGCUUGUCCGCAGACUCGCCGCUUUAUAUUGCGGCUACAGCAGGCGCCAUCGCACUUCCCACCCUGCUCAAGCUUCAAACCAUUAUGAAAGAAAAGAGGACGGAGUGGACGACACAAAACGAGCUUCCUGUCGAAAUUCCCCUUCCACCCUCAUACCAUUUCCACUCCAUCUUCGUCUGCCCGGUGUCCAAGGAACAGGGCACCGACCAAAACCCGCCGAUGAUGAUGCCGUGCGGGCAUGUCAUUGCAAAGGAGUCUCUGGAGCGGAUCAGCAAGGGCGCGAGGUUCAAGUGCCCUUAUUGUCCGGGCGAGAGCCACCCGAGAGACGCAAAGAAAGUGUUGCUAUAAGAGUAACGUUAUCAGACUUGUUGUGGCGUAGCUUUGCAUUUCCUGGCGUUUUUGGUGCACGGCGGGGAAUUUCGAUUGGCAAAGCGCGUCUCACGACGUGGAACGGGGUCUACGAUCAGCACGGCGCUUUUGGAAGGUCAUUUGGACAUCGUAUUUCUCGGCUAGGAUACGCAAUCUUGCAUGAUAAGUGGAUGAUG
Messenger RNA from Aplosporella prunicola CBS 121167, 1566 nucleotides. RefSeq lists its product as uncharacterized. The coding region runs from base 122 to 1369 and encodes 415 amino acids. Gene Ontology annotation, molecular function: ubiquitin protein ligase activity. The record is from RefSeq and is a predicted model, not a curated record. NCBI's taxonomy places the organism in Eukaryota, Fungi, Ascomycota, Dothideomycetes, Botryosphaeriales, Aplosporellaceae. Gene Ontology annotation, biological process: proteasome-mediated ubiquitin-dependent protein catabolic process. The transcript is spliced from 4 exons. Gene Ontology annotation, cellular component: GID complex; nucleus; cytoplasm.